Messenger RNA from Lytechinus pictus (painted urchin), 7662 nucleotides. Its product is annotated as ubiquitin-conjugating enzyme E2 2-like. Bases 102 to 590 code for a protein of 162 amino acids. Gene Ontology annotation, cellular component: nucleus. The record is from RefSeq and is a predicted model, not a curated record. The transcript has 7 exons. NCBI's taxonomy places the organism in Eukaryota, Metazoa, Echinodermata, Echinoidea, Temnopleuroida, Toxopneustidae. Gene Ontology annotation, molecular function: ubiquitin conjugating enzyme activity. Gene Ontology annotation, biological process: protein polyubiquitination.
ACGUGCGCGCGCUGCCGGAUCAUUGAACGCGCACGCAUGUUACAUUAUGUUGAUAUUGCGCAUCCAUCGAGAACAACGGAGACUCACAUACUUGACACAAAAUGGCUCAUAAAAGAUUAAUUAAGGAAUUACAAGACAUUCAGAGGGACCCACCAGCAAACUGUUCAGCGGGAAUGGAUAAUGACAUUAUGCAUUGGUCAGCCACAAUAAUGGGUCCUAAAAACAGUCCGUAUGAAGGAGGAGUAUUUUGUCUCACAAUCCAGUUUCCAACAGAUUAUCCUUUCAAACCACCUAAAGUCAACUUCACAACAAAAAUAUAUCAUCCCAAUAUAAAUAGCAAUGGCAGCAUUUGUCUUGAUAUUCUAAGAUCACAGUGGUCACCAGCAUUAACAAUAUCAAAAGUCUUAUUGUCAAUUUGUUCGAUGCUUGAUGACCCAAACGCAGACGACCCGUUAGUGCCCGAAAUCGCCAGAGUUUACAAAGUCGACAAGUCAAGGUAUAACAAUAUAGCCAAGGAAUGGACGACGAAACACGCCAUGAGUGACGAAAAGGAUAAAAGCAAGUCAAAAACGGCGAUGAAAGGAAAGUGAAUUGUGGGGAACAUUCUGAUGGCUGUGGUCCUCUAGUUUCUAUUGAUUUAUGCUUAUUACCAAUGUCUUUAUUGUUCUUUUUGUGCGGGAUCCCAAAACUAAGGGGGGGAGGGAUGUAAAACACCCACAUACACCACACACAUUUGUGAUCAAAUUUCUGUGCAUCAUUAAUGUUUCAUCCUCUUUAAUGCUGGUCAGGCAUGAUCCGUAGAUGGCACUUCGCGCAACAUUUGUGGAUGCGUUUCAGGGCAGCGCCAUUAUAAUUAACCUGUCAGGUUGAAUCUGAACAGAUACGAAGCGGUCAUCGGGACCUGCUACACCUUUUGGAUAAUGCUACGUGCACCUUUGUUCCUGGCUUUUUGCACUUCAUCACACUUUCUCCAAACCAUUGUAGUACUAGCGUAGGCGGAUGCUGUCGCCUUAUCUUUGUUGUUACACGAAACGUCUGCAAUACUUCUGAUCCGGAAGACUACACACUUUGUAGCGAUCGCAUACACAUUAUACCCUUCUUUCGUUUGUGGUCGUUUUCUUUAUAUCAACCAGGAUUCAGUGCGGGUUUCUCAUUGAGAAAAACUGCUGCCUGACAUUCGACGAUAACAAGAAAACAAUUACCAAUGCAAGACUGGAGUAUAUAGGCGGUGGCUGCAAAGUGUGUAGUCUCUUGGUAUCAGAUGUAUCGCUGGCAUCAGACUAAUUACAUGUAAGGCAAAGACAAAAGCUGCAGCCUCCGCCCAGAGUAUAUGCUAAUGCAUAGAGAUAGGGCCCUAUCUUACAAAGAGUAACGAUUGAUCAGAUCAAUCUCAAGUAUAUGGAAAUCCAUAAAUGUCAUAUUUUUUCUUUAGGAAAUUUGCACAAUGUCCUUUUGAAAGCAAAGAGGAGUAUAGGCCUACUGAAUUGUCAAGAAAACAGUGAAUGCAUAUGAAUUUUGACAAACAAAAUGCAAGUGUUUUGGGAUUGUAUUUUUACACUAUAAGCCUAAUGUUAUUUAAGCCCAUUUUCAAGAACCAAAAUGAGAGUUUUAAAUCAGAACAAAGUGAACUGAUCACUUUGAGAGGGAUCAACUACAAUGGCUCGACCUCCCCCACUGAUCGGAACAUUGUCGGGCAACUGACUGUAACACGUUCUGGUCGUGGGCACCCCCUCAAAUACAGGAAUGAAUACAAUCCUGUAAAGAUUCACAGAUGUUGCUUUUCCCUGUGCAAUUGUUGCUAGCGUUGCAUCGAGCGCCAUCUAUAUAUCAUGCCUGACCAGCUUGUAUAAACAGUGGGACCGAUAGUCUCGUAUCCAGUCUAUCAAAUAACCCUCAUUAUUUUUCCAAUAUUUAUCAUAUCGACUUGCAACAAAUGAUUCCCUGAAAAUUGCAUUCAUGAAUGACUAAACAUCAACAUGUUACAUGUAGUAUAUAUCCAGGGCAUUUAGAGUUAUACCUUGGUGCAUCUUCAAACUAGUUUAACAUUGGUGAGAAGUUUGCAAAAGGACUAAUUUUCAUGCCAUCACGUUUUAUUCUAAAAUUUUCAAAACAAAAGAAUUACUUUAUAAUUGUAUGACAUUUGCAAACUAUUUUCAUGGUGGAUAAACAAGUUAAGAACAUAAUGAUCACAUUCAGUUUGCUUUUAUGAAAUGGUACUAAGUUUUUGUUUUGUUUUUCUACAUUUAAUGUAGAAACAUAAACAUUUGUGAUGUUUAAAGUGGUUUACUGAUGCAGUUGUUAGUAUUUAAAGUCCAAUAUAAACUUGUGAUUUGUAAAGGAAUUAAAAACAUUUUUAUCACCAUGAUAUUAGCUUGAGUAUCCUUUGGAAACACCCACUAUCUUGUAGAUCUAUAUAUAUAUUUUUUUUUAUAGAAAUGAGUUCGUAUUAUACAGUAUUCAUGUAGUAUGUACCUCAUGGUUAUUAUCCUUUGAAUACUUUUGGCCCCUAUUAUAAAGAGUUUUUAUUGGUAAAAAUCCAUUUGAUCUCCGUGAACAAUAUGUUUAUCUGAAUCAAAUGAAGAAUUAGUCCCCCACGCCACCCCAUGUAAUCUAGCACAUUCAAAUGCAAUCAAACCUAAUUUGAAUGCAAACUUGAUUGCAUUUGAAUUUGUGUUAUUGCAGGUUCUCAGAAUUGAAUGCAUUUCAUGCCCGAUGUGGCAGAUCCCAUGCAAUGUAGCAUGAAUAAUUUAUUGGUCCCUUUGUUUGCCAUAAUGUGAAAUAAAAUGCAAAUGAAUGCAAGUAUUCUCAGUUGAUUGCAAAUGCUUUCAUUCAAAUGCACUUUGAUGGUCAUUGGUUGAAUGUGAUCUUUCAUUUCAUUUCCACCAUUCUUGUGCUUGGGGCUUCGACUGGAAUGAUGGCAUGACUGCAAUCACAUCACGUCUUGUAAAGUUGCAUUAUGCCAAGGAAGUUUAAUGCGCCUAUUACGUUCAACCUUAAUUCAACUGACUUUUUUUCAAAUCUCUCCCUUUCCCUGCAAAGCAUCAUAUUUCUUACUUCAGACCAUAUUUUCAGGUGAAUAAAUUUGAAAAGAAAAUACCACUUUAUAUAAUUUAAUACCUCUACGGUGGCCGUACGGCGAAUCGAAAACAGCCGUUUUAACAUUUUUGUACCAGCUUCAUAUAGGUGGUUUGAAUGAAAAUGAAUUAAACGGCUGUUUUCGACUUGCCGUACAGAAAAUGUGACUGAGGUACUAUUAGUAAUUAAAGGCUAACUGGACAAAUGUAAUCAUUAUGGUUUUGUCUUAACUCAUUCAGCCCUUCUGUGUCAUUGAUACCAUAUGGAUACAAAACUUCCUUUAAAGCACAACAAAUCUUAUAUACUUUUGAUUUCUAUAAACCAAGGGUCUAAUGUGCUAACACCAAAAUGUCAUUGAUAAGGAAACAUGAAAUGUGUAUUUGUAAGUUUGCAAGAAGCGCGAAAACAGUAUGCUAGUUCACGCUUGACUGUCAGGGCUUGUAAGAAAUGGGGUCCGUGACACAAAGCUUAGCAAUCAUUUAACAUCUUUUUAAAACGAUUUAUUGCAUUGACUACAAUAAUUAAUCAUGAAAAUCAAGCGUUAGAUUAAUCGCUAACCUUUGUGUUACGGGACUUUGGAGUGUUUGCAAAUUUGUUCCCCCAAGCAGAUACUCUCGGCUUGGGGAUUGUCGCUUGUUUCAAUGGCACAUUGUAGUUUGUCUGUAAAGAAGUUUUGCUAUUUUGUAAAUGUAUUUAUUGUAAUAUGAAGAGCGUGAAGUAAAUGAUUGUCGAAAUGUGUGAAUUUUGAAGGAUAAUUUUUCCCUCCACGCAGGAAAGAAGAAAACAGCAUCAUUAUACAUACUCGGGGAAAGAUACAAGUACAGGACCCUUCUUAAAUUCUUGAUUUUAAUGUCAAAUUACUGGUUAUUACACUAAUUUGAUGUUCAGUUUUAAACAAAUCUUCAAUUGUAGGAAUAUGUAUUUGUUUCUUUCACACUGAUGGUAUUUGCCUUUGAUGAUGAACAUUAUUUAAAUCAAAGAAAUUAGAAUUGCUAGAAAUUAGACUCCAGCAAAAAAAAAAAAGAAGGAAAGAAGAAAAUAAGUCAACAAAAUCUUGCACAUUUCACAUAUUUGGCAGUUGGCAAAAGUGGAUGAUGACUUGAUGCAAAUUUAUGUACAGCUAAGGAAUACUAUUUGUUCAUCAUUCAACACUUGCAUCAUAUUCUAUUUGGUCAGAAUAUGUGAUAUAAUUCUACCUGCAUUUAACUUUCUGCAUGGAUUUUAUAUAAAUUAUUUCUUUGGCAAAUGAUUUUGUGAAGUAACCUUUCAGCAAACCAAUUAUGCAUGGAUGAUGUUAGUGUGUGUGUGUGUGUGUGAGAGAGAGAGAGAUAGAGGGGGGGGGUAGGAAAGGAGGGAGGGGAGGGUAAGAGAGUGUGGGGAGAGGGGGGGGGCAAGAGAGGGAAAGAGGGUUCUUUGUUCAGCUUUGUUUAAACAUUGCAAUCCAUUUUCUUUUCUUUGUAAUCUAUGAACACAAUUCUCAUGGAUUCCUUUCCUCAAACUACAGAGUUAAACCUAUAAUAUCUGAUGGUUUGCUCUAUACCUACCAUAUACAACAGAGAGAUAAUAUUCCUCAUCGAUAAACAAUUAUGUUGGCAGGAUCUACCAAUGCAAUGUAAUCUUAUUGUGACCUUAGUUUGGUGUCUGUGAAUAGACACAAAUAUUCAUGGAUCUAGGAGGCCUGUUCCCAUUGGUCUAAUCCAGCAUUAUCUAACUACUCUCUUUGUAUAUUUCUAGUGUAUUACCCACUGUAAUCGAACCAAUUUACUAUUCUAAUUCCAGUUAGGGUCAGUCAAUUGUGUUUAGUACCCACUUUGUCUAAAUGAUCUGUCUAUUUGUGUAAGACCGAAAUACACAAACACAUGUAGUGAAAGUGGUCACCAGACAGAGUAAAUCAAAUCAAAAUCAAAGUGGUGGUUAUUUUACCUGAAUGCCUGUAAGUAAGCAAAGAGAUGGCUUAAGGUCCUAUCUGAGUGACCUGGUAACAAAUUCAUCAAAGGUGCACUCACUGGGUUUCAUCCCUGAAAUAAGCAUGAAUGCUUGUUUAAUGUCAUUAAUCAAACACAUGACAGAUGGCUUAAGGUCCUAUCCGAGGGACCUGGUAACAACUUCAUCAGAGGUGCACUCACUGGGUUUCAUCCCUGAAAUAAAGCAUGAAUGCUUGUUUAAUGUCAUUAAGCAAACACAUGACAGAUAGCUGAAAAGUCCUAUCUGUGGGACCUGUUAAUGAGGAACUGGGUUAGCUGUAUUGCGAACCCACCACUCUCCCAACUGAGUUAUUACACCUUGAGAUGACCAAUUAGGAAAAGGGGCGACUAGACCAUGUUACACCAAUCAAAGUUAGGACCACGCUGAUGGCUUCAGCCAUUGUGGCAUUAUACCAACUUGUAUCCAUACCAAGGGGCUGUAUAUAAUAUUUCAAAUGCAAAGAGUAUAUCUGUUCUAACUGAACAUGAACACUAGAAAAUAUAUCAUAAAAAGUAUGACUAUGGUACACUAUGGAGGCAUGAUAAAGACUACAAAAUGUAGGCUACAGAUAGUACAGGAUAUGUCUCUCCAUAAGGCAUGAAUAACAUGGCACAUUUAAGGAGAUAUAUCAAGACUGCAGAAAAUGUAUUAAUAGGAAUGGCUGUAGUAAAUUAAGGGAGAUAUCAAGACUGAUAAAGAUGUCCCCAUAAGGUAUGGCUAUGAUACAUUUAGGGAGAUGCAACAAGGCUGCAGAAAUUGUCUCCAUAAGGUACUAUUUGUUACAUGAGAUAUUAUAUUCAUCUGGACAAGUGCCACAAGAGAAAAUGCACUUUCAGGGAUAAAAUAUACAUAUACAUCAUCAAUAUUUUUGUACACGAUAAACUGGACCAAACCACCGAUUUGAGAUUCACAUUGAUUUGGGGAUCCUUCACCACGAAGAAGCUCUUAAUUUGCUAAUUAUUUGACCAAUGAAUUUAAAGCUUUCCAACUUAUGUUUGUUUGCAACUGUAAUCUAAUUUUCCUUGCUUUCCUUUCGAUGUAUGUUAACUUAUAAGGAGAAUCAGAUAUGUAUGCAAUAUAUGUAUGUGUAAACUAAGAACAGGUAUAGGACAGUCGCUAUCUAAUACUGAUUCUAAAAAGCAACUUUUUUUUCUCUUUGGCUAGGAAAUGUUUUUGGAUUGUUAAAGGAAACUGUUGAAGCACAAAAGCACUCUCGGGCAUUCAUGGUGUGAGUUAUAUGCUGUCUUCACAAUUCAAAUCAUUUCACUUUGUAUACAUAUGCUGUAAAGAAGAUGACUAGAUAUUCACAUUGUAGAUGAUUUGACAGAAAAUAGGAUUGGGGGAAAAGCAUAGUUUAGUGGGUAGUCCACCAAGGUUAAAUAAAUAAACAGUGAAACCUGUCUAUAGUGACCACCCACAGGAAACUCAAAACGUGGCCUUGAUAUAGACAGGUGUCUGCUAUAGAGAGGUUCUUAUACACACGAUCUGCCUCCAUGGGAAUCAAUUUUAGUGGUCACUAGACAGGUGUCUGCUAUAGACAGAUUCUUAUACACACUUUCUGCCUCCAUGAGAGUCAGUUUUAGUGGUCACUACAGACAGGUGGCUGCUAUACACAGGUUCUUAUACACACUUUCUGCCUCCAUGGGAAUCAGUUUUAGUGGUCAAUUAUAGGCAGGUGGCUGCUAUAGACAGGUUCUUAUACACACAUUCUGCCUCCAUGAGAGUCAGUUUUAGUGGUCAUUACAGACAGGUGACUGCUAUAGACAGGUUCUUGUACACACUAUCUGCCUCCAUGGGAACCAAUAUUAAUGACCGCUAUAGGCAGGUGACCACUAUAGACAGGUGGCCACUAACAGGUAAAAUUCAUACAAAGUGAAUGAAGAAUAACAUAAUACAGUGCAUAGUUUAUGUUUGCAUUGAUUUUUAAAUCCAAAAAGUGAACAAGAGUUAUGGAAAUGCUGAUAUGAUGUCAUGGUUACCUUUUCUUAUGUAUUUUAUAGAAUGAAUUAACAAAUAUUUCCAUUUUCUCAUGAUAUAUAUAUAAGAAAAGGUAAUCUUACGACAUUGUUGGCUCUUUAAUACGCAUGCAACCCACAUGUAUUAUAUGCAAACUUACAGAAAAAAUGUAACUUAUUUUUCCAUCUGAAGUUGAUGGAAUUCUUAGUUUCAUUUGAUUUAUUUUUUCUUGGUAUCCUGGUUGAUUACCCCUUAAAGAUGUGUGCAUUCCAUAAUAUCUUUUUUUCACUCAUCAAGAAGAAAUAUAAUUAUCAAUGAUGUGCAUUGUAAUGUAUUGAUAAGUUGCACAUUUUUACUGUAAUUAUUAUUCUCAGAUUUAUAGUUUAUUGGUGAUUUAAACUUCUUUCAAAGAUAUGUUAUUGAUUCACCCAGUGUCUCACAAUUUAGUGUUACAUAAUAUAGUUUGAUAAGUUUCUGUAACAAGAAAACACGGCAUAGGUACAAGUUAUCUUGCAAAACACGGGGUUUUGUACUAUAUUCACUUUUCUAUCAAACGAUGAAUCCUACCUAUUUCAAGUAUGUUAACUCGAAAAAAUGGAAAUACUGAAGUAUUUAAUAUUCAUGUCAUGUAUAUGUAGAUAAGGUAAUAAACGUCAGAUACGCCAA